AUGGCGAGCCAGGGCGGCAACAAGGGAGAGGGCCCGGCGAUCGGCAUCGACCUCGGCACCACCUACUCCUGCGUCGGGGUCUGGCAGCAUGACCGGGUGGAGAUCAUCGCCAACGACCAGGGCAACCGCACCACGCCGUCGUACGUGGCGUUCACCGACACCGAGAGGCUCAUCGGCGACGCCGCCAAGAACCAGGUCGCCAUGAACCCCACCAACACCGUCUUUGAUGCCAAGCGACUCAUCGGCCGGCGCUUCUCGGACCCGUCCGUGCAGGCGGACAUGAAGAUGUGGCCGUUCAAGGUCGUCCCGGGCCCCGCCGACAAGCCAAUGAUCGUGGUGACCUACAAGGGCGAGGAGAAGAAGUUCUCGGCCGAGGAGAUCUCCUCCAUGGUGCUCACCAAGAUGAAGGAGAUCGCCGAGGCCUACCUCAGCACCACUAUCAAGAACGCCGUCAUCACCGUGCCGGCCUACUUCAACGACUCGCAGCGCCAGGCCACCAAGGACGCCGGUGUCAUCGCCGGCCUCAACGUCAUGCGCAUCAUCAACGAGCCCACGGCCGCCGCCAUCGCCUACGGGCUCGACAAGAAGGCCGCCAGCAGCGGCGAGAAGAACGUGCUCAUCUUCGACCUCGGCGGCGGCACCUUCGAUGUGUCCAUCCUCACCAUCGAGGAGGGCAUCUUCGAGGUCAAGGCCACGGCCGGUGACACCCACCUGGGAGGCGAGGACUUCGACAACCGCCUGGUGAACCACUUCGUGCAGGAGUUCAAGAGGAAGCACAAGAAGGACAUCAGCGGCAACCCGAGGGCGCUCCGGCGUCUGAGGACCGCGUGUGAGAGGGCGAAGAGGACGCUCUCCUCCACCGCCCAGACCACCAUUGAGAUCGACUCGCUCUACGAGGGCAUCGACUUCUACGCGACCAUCACGCGGGCCAGGUUCGAGGAGCUCAACAUGGACCUCUUCAGGAAGUGCAUGGAGCCCGUGGAGAAGUGCCUCCGCGACGCCAAGAUGGACAAGUCGCUGAUCCACGACGUCGUGCUCGUCGGAGGCUCCACCCGUAUCCCCAAGGUGCAGCAGCUGCUCCAGGAUUUCUUCAACGGCAAGGAGCUCUGCAAGAGCAUCAACCCUGACGAGGCCGUCGCGUACGGUGCCGCUGUCCAGGCCGCCAUCCUCAGCGGCGAGGGCAACCAGAAGGUGCAGGACCUGCUCCUGCUCGACGUCACGCCGCUCUCGCUCGGGCUGGAGACCGCAGGCGGUGUCAUGACCGUGCUGAUCCCGAGGAACACCACCAUUCCUACCAAGAAGGAGCAGGUGUUCUCCACCUACUCCGACAACCAGCCCGGCGUGCUCAUCCAGGUGUACGAGGGUGAGCGGACGAGGACCAAGGACAACAACCUGCUGGGCAAGUUCGAGCUGACGGGCAUCCCGCCGGCACCGAGGGGCGUGCCCCAGAUCAACGUGACCUUCGACAUCGACGCGAACGGCAUCCUGAACGUGUCGGCGGAGGACAAGACGACGGGGAAGAAGAACAAGAUCACCAUCACCAACGACAAGGGCCGGCUGAGCAAGGAAGAGAUCGAGCGCUUGGUGCAGGAGGCGGAGAAGUACAAGUCCGAGGACGAGGAGGUGAAGCGCAAGGUGGAGGCCCGCAACGCGCUGGAGAACUACGCGUACAACAUGCGCAACACGGUGCGGGACGAGAAGAUCGCGUCGAAGCUGCCCGCCGAGGACAAGAAGAUGAUCGAGGACACCGUCGAGGACGCCAUCAAGUGGCUCGACGGCAACCAGCUCGCCGAGGCCGAGAGUUCGAGGACAAGAUGA
Messenger RNA from Miscanthus lutarioriparius, 1818 nucleotides. The record is from the annotation of a GenBank genome assembly. Lineage: Eukaryota; Viridiplantae; Streptophyta; Magnoliopsida; Poales; Poaceae.